Molecule: messenger RNA, 2255 nt
Organism: Phragmites australis (common reed)
Lineage: Eukaryota; Viridiplantae; Streptophyta; Magnoliopsida; Poales; Poaceae
Exons: 13
Coding region: 32-1897 (621 amino acids)
Biological process (GO): RNA 3'-end processing
Cellular component (GO): TRAMP complex; nucleolus
Molecular function (GO): poly(A) RNA polymerase activity; mRNA binding
Source: RefSeq, a predicted model, not a curated record
CAACCAAGACCCGCCUGCGGAAGCCCAACCCAUGGCUUGCGAAGCGAAGAACGCACCGCCUCGCCCUUCAACCCGGAGGCGGAAGGGCAAACGAGCCAUCCCCUCCCACGCGCCGCCGACCCAAGCGGCCGCCGCUCCCUCCACCGUCCCCGCAGCCGCUAUGGAGGCCGAAGCGGCCACCCCUGCAGCCACGAACUUCGUCUACGAUGCCCUCCCGGGGCUAAGCUUCGUCUUCUCCCCGGAGGAGCCCCUCGACGCCGCCGCCGAGAACCGCCCGGCCCUCGCCGCGCAGGAGGAGGACGACGCGACCACGACCUACGCCGUAUUCCGCAACGAGAUCACCGAGGCCGGGGACGCGCUCGCGGGCAUCCCCGCCGCGGACUUCUUCUCGCUCGACGUCUCCGCCGCCGUCGAGGCAGAGCCGGAUUCCCCGCCGGCGGUGGCCGCGGCGCUUGCCGCGGCGGCGGAGAUGCCCUCGAGCUCCCGCGCCGCCAAGGAGCAGCCGGCGCAGGGUUCGGAGCGCGCGUGGUUUAGGGGAGGGAGGCGGUUCAGGAGCCCCAUGCUGCAGCUACACAAGGAGAUUCUUGACUUCUGCGAUUUUAUAUCACCUUCUGCUGAAGAGCAAUCUUCACGGACAGCUGCUUUGCAAGCUGUCUCCGAUGUUGUCAAACAUAUAUGGCCUCAGUGCAAGGUGGAAGUCUUUGGAUCUUUCAGAACAGGGCUCUAUCUACCAACAAGUGAUAUUGAUGUUGUAAUAUUUGAGUCCAGGGUUAAGACUCCUCAAGUUGGCCUAUAUGCUCUGGCAAAAGCUUUGUCUCAGAAAGGCGUUGCUAAAAAGAUACAGGUAAUAGCAAAGGCUCGUGUGCCAAUUGUCAAGUUUAUGGAGAGAAAUAGUGGAAUAGCCUUUGACAUCAGCUUUGAUGUGGAUGGUGGGCCGCAAGCAGCAGACUUCAUCAAGGAUGCUGUGAAAAAGUUGCCUGCUUUAAGACCUUUAUGUAUGAUUCUGAAGGUUUUUCUGCAUCAAAGAGAGCUCAAUGAGGUCUAUACAGGUGGAAUUGGGUCAUAUGCUCUUCUCACGAUGCUGAUAACACAUCUACAGUUGGUCUGGGGAGGGAAAGGUAUUCUGGGGUAUCGUCAGUCCAUGGAACACAGUUUGGGGAUUCUCUUGGUCAAGUUUUUUGAUUUUUAUGGGCGCAAAUUGAACCAUUGGGAUGUUGGGAUAUCUUGCAACUCUGCAAGGACCUUUUUCUUGAAGACUGAUAAAGACUUUGUGAAUCUUGAUCGGCCACAUCUUUUAGCUAUCCAGGACCCCAUGGUACCAGAUAAUGAUAUUGGGAAGAAUUCCUUUAACUACUUCAAGGUUAAAUCAGCAUUUUCGAAGGCUUACUCUGUGUUAACUGAUGCAAACUUGAUUACAAACUUGGGGCCUAAUAGGAGCAUUCUGGGUACCAUUGUCAGACCAGAUUCGGUUCUCCUUGACCGGAAAGGCUGGAACAAUGAAGAGUCGAUAGCUGACAUGUUAACAGAACCCUGGGAACCGGUAACCCGACAGUUUGACAGUGAGAAUGAUGCAAUGUAUAAUUGGCAUAUGAUAGAUGAUGAACCAUUGCCCAGAAAUAGUCAAUCCACAUCUGAGGACACUAGUUUGUCACCAUUGCAGAAAAGGAAGUCCUCCAGAUCGAAUCAGAAAUCACAUAAAAAGGUGAAGGCCGAUGCCUCAGGUAAUAAUGUUGCAAAUGGCUUCAGAGAGGAUAGAGUGCACAAGCGGGGAAAAGGAUUGGCACAAGGUGAAAGAUUGCAUUAUAGCGCAGGAAGCGGCAAACGGAGAAAAGGACCAAGGGAGUAUGACAGAUUUACAAAUACACUCCCACAAUACACCCACGUUAGUAAGUGGUGAGUUAUAGGUGAUUACUAACAGUGUGGUUUCGGAGAUCCAACAAAAUUUGGCAGGGAGAAGAUGAUCAUGCUACAUUAUGCCAUGCAUGCCGAAUGUCUAAGUUACCAAGAGCCUUUUCGAAGCUGCACUAUAAUAUUCAUAUAUAUUUUUUUUAUCUAUUUGAUUGCAAUCCUUUUCGAGAUCGAACUUGGAUUUUAGUUAUAUUAUCUGGAUUGCAUCAAUUUUGCAAACUAGCUUGUAUUUUUAUUUGGUUAGGUAUCUGGUUGCGAUAGAAGUUCAGACUUCUCCGUUGAACCGAUCACUGAUGUGAAUCAUAUUCCGUUAUAUGAAUAUGCCGAGUGUUGGCCUCAAUCCAUUA